Molecule: messenger RNA, 909 nt
Organism: Penicillium taxi
Lineage: Eukaryota; Fungi; Ascomycota; Eurotiomycetes; Eurotiales; Aspergillaceae
Exons: 1
Coding region: 1-909 (302 amino acids)
Biological process (GO): protein N-linked glycosylation
Cellular component (GO): mannan polymerase complex
Molecular function (GO): alpha-1,6-mannosyltransferase activity
Source: RefSeq, a predicted model, not a curated record
AUGCUACUCCCUAGCCAGGAGACAUUUCAGGACACAAAAACGGACACAAAGACAUCAACCGACUCCAUUCAUAAUUCUCAUGUGGAAAUCCCCGAAAGAGUGUGGCAUUCGGCCAAAGAUGAGAACAUAACAGAAAUCCAACAUCAAUGGAUCAACAGUUGGACAGAAACAAAUCCCUCCUGUGUUGAAGAACUGUUGACAGAUCGUUCCGGCGAAGAAUUUGUUCGGACCCACUAUCAGAAGGCAAGGCCUGAUAUUGUUCAGAUUUAUGAAUCCAUUCCAAUCCCGAUCUUGCGAGCAGAUCUUCUUCGUUAUUUGAUUGUCCUUGCAAAGGGCGGGUACUGGAGCGAUUUAGACGCCACUUCAGAAAAGUCAUUCUCUGAUUGGGUACCCGAAGAAUAUAAAGCUCACAAGAUUGAUAUGAUUGUUGGAUUGGAAUUCGAUUUGGAAUGGAGAGGAGCAGGACAAGAGGUUGCGUCUCAAUUCUGCAACUGGGUAUUCGCGGCUCGACCGUCAUCACGCAAUCUUCAAGUGGUAGUUGAUGCCGUCCUCAAACAGUUAAAAGACAUUGCCGAGGCAAACGACGUGCCAAUCUCAAAGAUCACUCUGGAGAUGCUUUCGGAUGUUGUCAACGUGACUGGGCCUAAGAUUAUGACCAUUGCCAUCGUGGAUGGCCUCACACAACUUUUGGGCAGAACAGUUGACGAUCGUGACUUUUCGGGCAUCAAACAUCCAAAAUUGGUGGGUGAUGUCUUGAUUAUGCCAGGGAAUUCAUUUGCAGCAGCUCAGAACGGAUAUCCGACAGAUCAAAGCGAUGUUCUAGUGACCCAUCACUAUGAGGGCUCGUGGAAGCAGGCGGAUGCAGAAGCGAAAGAAAGAAAAAAGCAGCAAUCGCAAUCAACGCGUUGA